CCUGAGCCUUGCUCCCACCUCUGGCCUCCAGGGACCCUGGGUCUGUGCCCUCCACAACUCCUAAUUUCUGGUUGGCAGGAAAACCAGUGGCAGUCCCAGGUGGGUGUUUGGGUGGCUGGCUGGCUGUGCCAAGUGUCAGGCUGAGGUUGCCAGGUUCCAAGGCUGAUCAUUAACCCAUGGCAGGCAGGCAGGGCUGCUGGCUGGGAGGAGUGACAACUGUUCCAUUCUUCUGGAACAGUUCUGUGUUCCCCAGCACACAGUCUAAGCUCCAAGGCUGGCUCCACCAAGCCAGCAGCCUCUCCUGGGAUGCUCCUUCUCAUUUCCUAGGAGUCUUCAUUCAGGACAGCCUCCCCAAUCCUUGAUGAAUGCAUGCCUUCACCAAGCUGGGCUCCUCAAAAGGCCCUGCCUUCUUCAGUGCCUUUCCUGAGCCAAAGUACUGGGGAGCUUCCACUUGUGUCCCCUACCUCACGUUCCCUGGCUUGUUAUCAGGCCCCCUUUCCUCCUUUCUUCUACCCUUUUUCACUCCCGGGUCUCUCUAGAAGAGCAUGAAAUUGGGGCUGCAGGCUGGGCGUGGAGGGCCCUCAGUAGGGAGUCCUGAGGCUGCCUGGCAUUGCACACCAGGGACAAGGAACAGGCUGAGAAAGAGGUUGGCACUUCAUUUGGAUGGAGGCAAUGGAAAGUUACAGAACAGUGAGACAGUUACCUCAUCGCCGUGUCACCUUCUCGGCCACCAGCCAGGCCCAGGAGCUGCAGGACCCAUCCCAGCACAGUUACUAUGAUAGUGGUCUGGAGGAGUCUGAGACACCAUCCAGCAAGUCAUCCUCGGGGCCACGACUUGGUCCCCUGGCCCUUCCUGAGGAUCACUAUGAGCGCACCACCCCUGAUGGCAGCAUAGGAGAGAUGGAGCACCCCGAGAAUGACCUCCGCCCUUUGCCUGAUGUUGCCAUGACGGGCACAUGUACCCGGGAGUGCAGCGAGUUUGGUCACUCUGACACAUGUUGGAUGCCGGGGCAGUCAUCUCCCAGCCGCCGGACCAAGAGCAGCACCCUCAAACUCUCCACCUUCGUGCCUUACCAGGACCGAGGAGGGCAGGAGCCUGCGGGUGCCGGCAGCCCCAGCCCCCCAGACGACCGGAACACCAAAACGGCCCCCGUGCGCCUCCUGCCCUCCUACAGUGCCUUCUCCCACAGUAGCCAUGACUCCUGCAAGGACUCGGCCACCUUGGAGGAAAUCCCCCUGACCCAGACCUCGGACUUCCCACCCGCAGCCACACCGGCAUCUGCCCAGACGGCCAAGCGUGAGAUCUACCUGUGAGCCCCCUUCUGGCUGGCUGGCCACCCCUCCCCCAGCCGCCAGCCAGCUCCCAGAUGGACCCAUUCCAGGGCCCCCACUCUUGACCCCUCCAGCGUGGACUCCUUGGCCAGGGCCCCUGGUAGGGGAAAUACUGGCCUCAUGACCACGCUGGCCCUUCCCCCAUGCAGGGUCCAGGUCCUCUCCCGUUUCCAUCUCCCAGCUCCCAGGAGCCCUUUCUUCCCCUUGAUGGGGCUCCUCUCAGCUGAUGCCCAAGAGGGCUUCUCUGCAACGACUGGGCUCCCUUCCAUCAACUUCCAAGGAGCACCCCUUUAGCUUUGGGCAGAUGGUGGAGGCAAGGGUGGCCAGCACACUUUAACUCAUUGUUUCCCACAUGGCUGGACAGGACAGGGAUAGCACACCCCAUUUCAGCCCUGAAGUAGAGCUGAACUGGGAAGCCCCUCUCCCCUGGGAACUCCCAGAGGACACUCUUGACCAUCAGGGGCUCCCUGAAGGGCUUUUGUUACCAAAGGUGGGGUGGGGAUGGGGGUGAGAGUGAGAUGGAGGCCUGUCUUCCAGUACUGCUCCUGGGUUGGGCCACCUUCCCGCCUCACGCCCAUGCCUGGUCCCAUCUGGGCACUCCCCUUCCUGCCGGUCAUGCAGUGUCUGUAUAUAAGGACAUAUAAGGACCUUGGAAUGAUGUCCCCAUUUCUGCCUGAUUUGCAACUUUUCUCAUUGAUGUUGUGUUGUCUUGGGGGACCCCUGGGAGGGGGAACCUGCCCUGUGCCCCCUUCUCCCUGCCGCAGUGCCCCCUACCCCAGGCCUCUAUUGUUCCAUGUUGUAAAUACCCCUGGGGCCGUGGUGGGAUGGGGGUGCA
This is a messenger RNA of Castor canadensis (American beaver), 2167 nucleotides long. The record is from RefSeq and is a predicted model, not a curated record. Lineage: Eukaryota; Metazoa; Chordata; Mammalia; Rodentia; Castoridae.